Messenger RNA from Paramecium octaurelia, 1949 nucleotides. Lineage: Eukaryota; Ciliophora; Oligohymenophorea; Peniculida; Parameciidae. The record is from the annotation of a GenBank genome assembly.
AUGAGUUAUCCCUGUUUAAUGCCCGAAGACGGUUCACCAAUUUAAAUUCAAUCUAAAGUGUAUGUUGUUGGCAGAGUAGACAAAUGUCAUCUCAAAAUUGAUGUAAUUGCCAUCCUAUGUAAAAUAGCAUCCUUCGAUAUCGAAACAACAUUGUGAAAUAUUGGUAUAGGAUAAAAUCCUAAUUGUUGAUAAGCAAUCUCUGAAUGGAACAUUUGUAAACGGAGUUAAUGUGGGAAAAGGACAAUAGUUCGAAAUAUUCAGCGGAGACAUAAUCCAAUUUGGAAAAUACCCAAUUCUCUACACAUUUUAUAGCGAUACAAAGAUGGCAUACAAAUAAAAGAAACCUAAUCAACCAGUUAAAGACAUGAAAAUUUCAGUUGUUGAUUUCGUAAAAUAAAAAAAUUAGGAAUUCCAAAAUUAACAAACACCGGUAAUUUAAUAAUAAUCAUCAUAAUAAAUUCCAUUUCAAUUAAAGCAAUUCAGUCCUGAUUCUAUUUUGAUGGCUGAUAAACAAAAAAUUGAUGAAACUACUUAGGAUCUGAUUAAAAAUAAAAAUAUUGAAACAGCUUAAUAAAUCAUCUCCUAAUUAGAAAGAGAAAAUAAUGAUUUAAGAACAUAGGUUUUGCAAUAAUAGUCUGAUUAUGAUAAAAAGUCAUAGGCAUUUCUUGAUUUGUAAUUCAAAUACGAGAAAUUAUCAAGCGAAUUUUCAAAUAUCUAAGUAUAUUACAGUUAUACUCAAUUUUAGACAAAAUACCAAUCUAUUGAACCGUUUACAAAGGAUUUAUAGACUAAACUUGAGUUGUGUAGAAAAGAAAAUGAACUUAGAUUAGCAGAAAUAGAAGAAUACAAAAUAACAGAUAUUGGAAAGAAGAUAGCAAUCUAAAAUGUAAAUAAGUAUUUGUUAUAUACAAGGCUGAAAUCCUGUAAUUAAGGAAAAUACUAUAAUUAAAAGAUGAAGAAAUUUAAGGCUAAAAAAAGCAAAUUACUUAAUUGCUAUCCAAUGUUUCAGGAAAGUAAUAUUCUUAUACAUAUUAUUAGUCCACAACAUCACAUCUAAAUGCUUGAAUAGAAUUCUAGAGAACUUACUUAACUAAAAAAAUAAUUAAUUGAGUGGGAAGGUAGAGAUAACGAAUGUAGUAGGAAAUGGACUCAAUUACUUUAGGAUAAUGCUAGAAAGGAAGAAUAAAUUAGAGCUUUAAAAUACUAAAUUGAUAGAUUAACACAAAAUAUUUAAUCUCUUCAUUAAGAAUUUGAUCUGAAAAACCAUGAAUUAAAUAAAAGAAUACUUCAAAUAAUUGAUGCUCACGGUGACUAACAAUAAAAGGAAGCUGCUACUUUCCUAGUCUAACAAAUUGCCCUGAUUUCUGAGGAAAGAAGAGUGUAUUUAGCUGACGUAGAAGAGCUGUUGAGAUCAAGAUAAGAAAUUAUCACUGAACUAGAACUGCUAAAGAAAGAAGAGUAUUUAAUCCCUGAUGGAACUAAUGUCACAUCAUUAAUCAAGGCCUUAAGAUAAAGAGUGGAAGAAUUAAAUGACAUUUUAAACGAAUACAAAUAAAGAGGUAAUAAUUAAGAGAUGUUUAGAUAGUUAUGAUUAAUUGGUGAUUCAAAAGUAAUUGAUUGAGGAAUUAGAAUAGAAAUUAAAUCUGGCAGAUAAGAAAAACAAAUAAUUAGAAUUAUAACUGUUUUAAUUAAAAAAUACAUCACCUCAGUAUUAGGCUGAAACUUAAUUUGAAUUCUUUACGAAGAGAAUUAAUGAGUUGACUGCUUUGAUUAAGGAUCAAUAAAAAAAAAUUAAUUAAUUAGAGGGUGUUGAUCAAUAAAAAGAAUUACAAAUUUAGAAUAUGAAAUACCAACUCAACACUAUUAAAUUAAGUGAUUAGUAGAUUAUUAAUCCUAUUUUGCAAAAUGAAUUUAAAAAUGAGAGGAUAGGAAAUGAAUUUGAAACUUGA